UUAACACAGGUCACGAGUUGCGGACACAGGUAGAAAAUGUAAAACAGUGUGUGCUAUCAGUAUUGUGCGAACUGUCUCGAAAUAUAGCAGUCAAAUCUCAUUUAAACUGGAAAUCCUUCUCAAAAAUUGGAGUUCGACGUUGUUGGUCAAAAUUCGAGAUUAUCUGUAAAACCACCCUUUAUUUUAGUCGAAAUAUAUAAUUUUCAUACACAAAUCGUAAAAUUGUAGUUGCCAUGAUGUUCUUGUGGAAAGAAUUGUUUACGAUUAUCAUCUUAAUAUAUUCAGUAUCAUCGAAUAUUAUCGAUGAUGAUAUCAAUCUAGAAAUGUUUUCUGAUAUUUUCCAAAUGUUUGAUGGAGAAGAAAAUAUAUUAAAUGUGCAAAAUGAAAACGCAAAUAUAUUAAUUGAGCAAGUUGAAAAAGAAAAUAUAUUAAUAAAUAAGCAAGACGAUUUUGACAUUGUAUCGACAUUGCGUAAUAACUUUACAAGUUUUUUGCAUACGAGUGUUUUAUCAGCAAAUCCCGACAAGAACGUGAUAGUUUGUUCUUUAAAUAUAUAUACAAUGUUGUCUUUACUUUCUACUGUAGCGGAUAAAAAUACAGGAAAUAAUUUAAAAUCUAUUCUUAAUAUUAAUAGUGAAAUAAUGAGAUUUGAUGAUUUUUUAUAUGAGGAGCUGCGCAAUCAUUUACAUAAAAUGAGAGACGAAAUUCAGAGUAAAAAUGCAGUAUAUAUUCAUUAUCGUACAAUUCCAGAUACAAAUUUUGCAUUAAUUUGCAAACGUGACUUUAAAUGUUAUAUUACAAUAACAGAUUUCAGCAGUGUACGUGCUAUUGAAACUAUUAAUUCAUUGAUUUGGAAUGCAAUGAAGAUGUCAAACGUAAUUUCUCCAGAACAUAUCGAUCAAGAUACAAAAUUUUUGUUGGUAAAUACUAUGCGCUUUAAAAGCAGUUGGUUACGACCAUUUAACGAAAUAAAUAAUUGGCAAGGGAAAUUUCAUGUUUCAAAAACGGAAAAAUAUUUGGUCCCGCUAAUGUUACAAAAUGCAACAUAUAAUUAUGGAACUAUAUCAUCUUGGCGUUCCAGAUUCAUCGAAAUUCCAUACUUGAAUUCAGAUCUGGCAAUGAUAAUAUUAUUACCGAAUAAACGCAUAAAUUUACAGACUCUGGAAAACAAUUUUAAAUGGCAAACAUUAAGAGAUAGUAAAAGAUAUAAUAAGUCUUUGACAUUAGCUCUACCUAAAUUUAAGGUCGCAACUACUGUAGAUUUAAAAGAUAUUUUACGUAAAAUUGGCGUGAACAUUGAUUGUGGACACGAAUGUGAAGCAGAAUUAAAUUCUGUGAAUAUAUUACAACAUAUUGUCAUAGAAGUUAACGAGAGAGGUUCACAUAGUGAUCAAGAAACUGCUUAUGAAGAAGAUAUCUAUGAUUAUAAUAAAUUGUUCUCGAAAGAUAAAGACCAGUUUUAUGUAUGUCGUCCAUUUAUGUUUGUUGUCGAAUACAAACCUUUACGAGUGCCACUGUUCUUAGGAAGCAUACGGAACUUAAAAGAUAUAACAUACUCUAUUCUAAUAGAGAAUUAAUUAUAAAUUUUAUUAUAUUCUUAAAUUUGUUAAAAAUUAACAUUACAUGCGUUUAAAUUUCAAUAUAAGUUUAGGUGUAAGUAUAUCGUAACAUUUUUGUGAUUUUAUCACACUAUAUGUAUGGGGAAAUUUGAGUUUAAAAAUAAUUUAUAAUUUGGCAGAUGUCUUUAUGUGAGUAUAUUUGUUUAUUACAUAUUAAAGAUGUUCUAUUAUAAAUAUGCAAUAUUUAACCGAAUGCAUAUGCAUAAUACAGUGUAAAACAAACAAAUAUAUUUAAUAUAAAUGAUAUUAUAUAUCUGCGUUCUUUAUAUCAGAUAUUAAAUAAUGAUUAAUCUCUCUGUGAAUAUACUAUAUGUGAUUAUAUAAUCAUACAAAUCUGCGAUAUUUAAUUAACUAUGUUUAUAUCAAUAUAUAUAUUUAUUGUGAGAA
This is a messenger RNA of Nylanderia fulva, 2006 nucleotides long. RefSeq names its product antichymotrypsin-2-like. The record is from RefSeq and is a predicted model, not a curated record. NCBI's taxonomy places the organism in Eukaryota, Metazoa, Arthropoda, Insecta, Hymenoptera, Formicidae. Gene Ontology annotation, molecular function: serine-type endopeptidase inhibitor activity.